This is a messenger RNA of Sinocyclocheilus grahami, 2342 nucleotides long. Its product is annotated as cGMP-dependent 3',5'-cyclic phosphodiesterase-like. The record is from RefSeq and is a predicted model, not a curated record. The transcript is spliced from 14 exons. Lineage: Eukaryota; Metazoa; Chordata; Actinopteri; Cypriniformes; Cyprinidae. Gene Ontology annotation, molecular function: protein binding; 3',5'-cyclic-nucleotide phosphodiesterase activity. The coding region runs from base 1 to 1581 and encodes 526 amino acids. Gene Ontology annotation, biological process: signal transduction.
AUGGUCAUCUUCCCUCAAUGGGAACACCACCUCAGCAUGUUUAAUGCCCAGACACGUGAGGCAGCGAUCGUGUCCAUCACCUGGCACCAGCAGAAGGAGUUUCGUAUCCCGGCGGAUCAGGGCAUCGCUGGUCAUGUCGCCACCACUGGGAAAAUCCUCAACAUCAAGGAUGCGUAUUCCCACCCUCUGUUUUACCGCGGUGUGGACGACAGCACGGGCUUCAGGACGAGAAACAUCCUCUGCUUCCCCAUCAAAGAUGAGAACGAAGAGGUGAUCGGCGUGGCAGAACUGGUGAAUAAAACCAACGGGCCGUGGUUCAAUCGUUUCGAUGAGGAUCUGGCAACCGCGUUCUCCAUCUACUGCGGCAUCAGCAUCGCUCAUUCUCUGCUGUAUAAGAAGGUCCAUGAGGCUCAGUUCCGCAGUCAUCUUGCCAAUGAGAUGAUGAUGUACCACAUGAAGGUGUCGGAGGAGGAGGUCACUAAACUCCUGCACAGCGGCAUCGAGCCGGUCCAGAAAAUCCACCUGGACUUCUCUGAGUUCACGUACACGCCGCGCUCUCUGCCCGACGACAGCACUCCGAUGGGCGUCCUGAGCAUGUUUGAAGAUAUGGGCGUCAUCAACACCUAUAAGAUCGACCUGCACACUUUAGCCAGGUUUUGUCUGAUGGUGAAGAAGGGCUACAGAGAUCCUCCGUAUCACAACUGGAUGCAUGCCUUCUCCGUCUCACACUUCUGUUAUCUGCUUUACAAGAACCUACAACUGUCUAACUACCUCGAAGAUAUAGAGAUUCUGGCGCUCUUCGUGUCCUGCAUGUGUCACGAUCUGGACCAUCGAGGAACCAACAACUCCUUCCAGGUGGAUUCGCAAUCUGUCCUCGCGGCCCUUUACAGUUCAGAGGGAUCUGUGAUGGAGAGACAUCACUUCGCUCAGGCCAUCGCCAUCCUCAACACACAAGGCUGCAACAUCUUUGAGAAGUUCUCCAGAAAGGACUAUCAGCGGAUGCUGGAUCUGAUAAGAGACAUUAUCCUGGCCACAGAUCUGGCUCAUCACCUGAGGAUCUUCAGGGACCUGCAGAAGAUGGCUGACUGUGGUUAUAACCCGAGGAGUCAAGCCCAUCGCAGUCUGCUGCUGUGCCUCCUCAUGACCUCCUGUGACCUCUCAGACCAGACCAAGGGCUGGAAAACCACCAGGAAGAUCGCGGAGCUGAUCUAUAAAGAGUUCUUCUCUCAGGGGGAUCUGGAGAAGGCGAUGGGAAACAGACCCAGUGAGAUGAUGGACCGUGAGAAAGCAUACAUCCCUGAACUCCAGAUCAGCUUCAUGGAGCACAUCGCCAUGCCAAUAUACAAGCUCCUGCAGGAGAUUUUCCCACGUUCGGCCGAGCUUUACGAGCGCGUGGCCGCCAACCGCGAGCAGUGGGCCAAAGUCUCGCACAAGUUCACCAUCCGCGGACUACCGAGCAACAACUCGCUGGACUUUCUGGACGAGGAGUUCGAGCUGCUGCAGUCUCAAGGCGCCUUCGGAGACGAUUCGCACCGCAUGAACGGUUGCCUGGAUGACGACUGCGACAAACACGACCAAUGACGUCGCUAGGGCAAAGGUCACCUGACGGAUUGUGUCUUGGUAAAAUUCCGUAGUUACCGACGAGGCUUUGAGGAAAGGUUCGUUGUCUCCUUUUUGCCAUUUGCACGAUGAAGGACGAUGGAUGGUGCUGCGCAGUCGGCGGAGUGUGUAAUGUUACGCAGACAUUUGGACUGAAAAAGUUAUGUUCUCAGUGGCCCCGUUGUAAUAGCUAAACAUUUUAUUCUAAAUGAAAAAUCAUAUUUCACCUAAACAACUAGAUGAAUGAAAUGUAACAAUUCCAGCAGCCCAGUGUCACAUUUUUUAAAAGUUGUAACAAUUACAGGUGUCUAGUGAUACAUGUUUAAAUCAGUGUUACGUUUUUAGAACUUGUAACAGUUCCAGCUGCCUGGUGUUGCUGUUUUAGAGCUUGUAAUACUUCCUGCUGCUUGGUGUUACAUUUUUACAACUUGUAACAAUUCUAGCAGACCAGUGUUACAUUUCUAGAACUUGUAACAAUUCCAGCAGCCAGUGUCACGGUUUUUAGAACUUGUAAUAAUUCCAGCACCCGGAUGUUACUUUUUUUUUAAAAAUCUUGUAACAAUCCUGGGAGCCUGGUGUUAAAUUUGUUAAAACUGUAACAGUUCCAGCAGCCUGAUGUUACUUUUUUAAAUCUUGUAACAAUCCUGGGAGCCCCGUGUUACAUUUUAAACCUGUAACAAUUCCAGCAGCCUGGUGUUACAUUUCUAGAACGUGUAAGAAUUCCAGCAUUCUGAUGUUACAUU